Messenger RNA from Sphaeroforma arctica JP610, 1361 nucleotides. RefSeq lists its product as hypothetical. The record is from RefSeq and is a predicted model, not a curated record. Lineage: Eukaryota; Ichthyosporea; Ichthyophonida. Bases 106 to 540 code for a protein of 144 amino acids. The transcript is spliced from 3 exons.
CUCAGGUGAAUCAUAUCGCAAUCCAACAUAUCCAGAAGCGUUGUCGUACACACCUAAGUAGGACAAGCUAAAGUGAUAAGCGUCGUGGAGCAUCAAAAUCAAAGAAUGCGUGCAUUUGUUUAUGGAACGCUGACACAUAAACCUGUGUUAGAAUCUGUAUUGGGCCAUGUCGUAGGACCACAAAGGAGAGCUGUCCUGUGCGACCACGCACGCUUUGCGGUCGAUGGCGAGAUCUACCCAGGUCUGAUUUCGAAGGCGGGCACUAGCAUCGAAGGCCUUGUUUUCGAUGUUUCCGCGGAAGACAUACAGAUACUCGAUGAAUUUGAAGGAGAGGAAUACGUUCGGACAGCUGUUUCAGUCAGCCUAGUAGAGCCCAAUAAUACUGACACACCCGAGAAUAGCUCAGACAUCGAAGCAAAUGUAUAUAUUUAUAUUGGAGAUCUUGAGAAACUGAAAGGAUCCUGGUCACCAAGUGACUUUGCAGCUACUACAGGUCACGGCGCGGAUGUAGUGAAGCAGCUAUGGGAUAGGUUGUAUUGAAUCGUUAGUAAGUACGUAUGUAACAGCCCUGGAAAGGUUGGACUGUUCGUCUAUUAAAGUAGAACUUGAGGGAGUGUUAUAAUUUCUGUACCAGUGCAUUACGGACAAGUACCAGCUUUUUAUUCGCAAGGCACUCUGAAACUCUCGCAAGAACAUGGCAUCACACUUAUGUACAGAACAGUUUAUUUAGACGAGGACAGGCAGUCUCACUUCCUUUUACCCUUGAAUACAAUUAAAUGCAGCGUUCGUGUAGGGUAAUAUUGUCCUUCAUUUCCGUUGAUUUUGUCCUGGCUGUGAGUGUAGUUUGUUAUGCAUCGUGAGCACGAUGUCAUAACCGAAACCAGCGUGAGCAAGAUAACGAGGCCAUGGCACAUGCUAUAAGUUUUUCCGCGCCCUUGUCGCAUUUGAUGCCGAUGCCGCUGUUCCCGUUAAUAGAGUAUGUCGCUCCUUCAUAUCGGCGAAGUGUACGCCCCCAAAUAGCAUCAGUUGAACGGCAUCUCGCACGGUUACAUCCAUCUCGUAUUUGUAUUUGCAGACCACAAUGUAGCCGAUAUGUGCAGGGACAAGAAGAAAGAUUAAGCCUGGAACGAGAAAAAGACAGAAGGCAAAUCCCUUCAUCAGUGAUUUAGUAAGAGAAUGUUGCGUAUCAUCAUUCAGUUGAUCGACCAUCUUGAAGAAAGAAUUCGAACUGGCGGUAGACCGGUAGUGCAACAGGUAGCGGUGUUUUUCUGAACAUGGACGUGUGGAGGCCCUGUUUUGAUAUUCAAAUAAUUUCCGUGAAACGUUCACGACUUCACGUAUUUUGCUCCCACUUGCUCUGU